AUGAUAAGCGGCAUAAUUACGUCAUGGACAGUAAGACAUUUUUCCUGCUAUGAUCCAUUCGUGAAAGAACAACUUUUUAUUAUUUCACGAUCCGGAUUGUUUCGUUUACAGGUUAGACCCGUUCAUUUUGAUCCGUUCGUUCGCGUACGACACAUCUCUAAGAGCCACUAUCCAAUCAAAAUGGCUUCAAUUGCAACCAAGUUCCGUCCACUCUUUGAUCGAGUUUUGGUCAAACGUUUGGACGCUGUUAAGCAAAGUAAAGGAGGUAUAAUGUUACCUGAAAGUGCUGCGAAA
This is a messenger RNA of Diuraphis noxia (Russian wheat aphid), 294 nucleotides long. Its product is annotated as 10 kDa heat shock protein, mitochondrial-like. NCBI's taxonomy places the organism in Eukaryota, Metazoa, Arthropoda, Insecta, Hemiptera, Aphididae. The record is from RefSeq and is a predicted model, not a curated record. Gene Ontology annotation, molecular function: ATP binding; metal ion binding; protein folding chaperone. Gene Ontology annotation, cellular component: mitochondrion; mitochondrial matrix.